GCUGCUAGUGAGAGAGAGAGAGAGAGAGAGCGUGAGGGAGGCAGGAAGCUGCCUGCAGGCGGGGAGUGGUCCGACCUAUAAAAGACAGCCUGUCUUCCUGCUUUUGGUAUUUCUCUUCUGUCCUCUGUUUGCCUCAGACCCGAGACUCUACCUGCACAGGAUGUCGUGGCAGUCCUACAUCGACACCCUGAAGACGGCCGACCAGAGCGGCAUGGUCCCGGUGGCUGAGGCGGCUAUCUGUGGUAUAUCACCUGGGCAGGAGAGUGUGUGGGUCAGCACACCGGGCCUGGCGAACAUCACGCCCGAUGAGAUCAAGAAGCUGGGGAGCGCCGACCGAUCUAGUUUCGCUCAGAACGGCGUCUACAUCGGGGGAACAAGGUGCCGACUGAUCCGAGACCAGAUGGACUUGGACCCCGUCUAUGCCCUGGACCUGAAGACCGCGGCCGACGCUGAGGGCAACACGUUUGGGGUCUGUGUGGGCAAGAGCAAAACAGCUAUAGUCAUAGUUAAGGGCACAAAGGACGCCAGCGGUGGGCAGCUGUCCAGCAAGGCAUUCAACGUUGUCAGCCACCUCAGGAAAUCCAACAUGUGAACCAAACAUGGCCGCCAUCGCCUCCCCCCUGACCUGAUGGAUGCCGCCUCCCUCACCUGUGCCCCCCCACCACCACCACCACCUCUCUGAUCUUCCGUAGUCUCCAGCAUAUCUCCCCGCCUUCAGGGACCAAAGUGUUUUCCUCCAUGUAACUAAACAUUAGUGACUGUGUGUGUGAGGCGCCGGGUCACAUGACCUACCAGGUCACAUGACCUACCAGGUCACAUGACCUACCAGGUCACAUGACCUACCAGGUCACAUGACCUACCAGGUCACAUGACCUACCAGGUCACAUGACCUACCAGGUCACGCGUGUUUUUAAACAAGGAGCCAGUGUUACAUGUUCCAGUGUUUGUACACACCUGAAAGAAAUAAAGAAAGUCCUGUUUAUUUUA
Molecule: messenger RNA, 987 nt
Organism: Girardinichthys multiradiatus
Lineage: Eukaryota; Metazoa; Chordata; Actinopteri; Cyprinodontiformes; Goodeidae
Gene: pfn1
Product: profilin 1
Exons: 4
Coding region: 161-592 (143 amino acids)
Biological process (GO): positive regulation of actin filament bundle assembly; regulation of actin filament polymerization
Cellular component (GO): cytoplasm
Molecular function (GO): actin binding
Source: RefSeq, a predicted model, not a curated record